Messenger RNA from Dioscorea cayenensis subsp. rotundata (Guinea yam), 880 nucleotides. Its product is annotated as small heat shock protein, chloroplastic-like. The record is from RefSeq and is a predicted model, not a curated record. Lineage: Eukaryota; Viridiplantae; Streptophyta; Magnoliopsida; Dioscoreales; Dioscoreaceae. The coding region runs from base 58 to 786 and encodes 242 amino acids. The transcript is spliced from 2 exons. Gene Ontology annotation, biological process: response to heat.
ACUUCUUCAAAUGGCUUAAGAGUUAAGAAUACAGAGAAAAUUAUCAUAUAUCAAUCAAUGGCUACUUGUGUUUCUAACAUUAGCACCAGUCUUUCAAUCCCAUGCUUGUAUUCAAAGAGGAACAAGAAGUUAUUAUCAUCCAGGUUUGUGAAGUGUAUGAAGAGUAGUGAAUCAUCAGGAAAAGAUAACCUUGAUCACUUGCAAAGAGGAAGCAAGCAACCUCAGCAACAGAGGAGAUGGGUUGCUCCUUCUUCACCUAUUGGACUAUGGGAUAGAUUCCCAACAGCAAGAACAAUAAACCAAAUGUUGGAAACAAUGGAGAGAAUAAUGGAGGACCCUUCUUCCUCAAUAUCAUACAACAACAACAACAACAACAACAAUGGAGCUUCAGCUUUAUCAUCCAUGAUGAGCUCACAACCAAUGAUGAAUCAAGACAUGAUGAUUUACAGGAGAGGGAGAACACCAUGGGAGAUCAAAGAACAAGAAAGAGAGUACAAGCUGAGGUUUGACAUGCCUGGCAUGUCAAAGAAUGAUGUUCAACUCUUUGUGGAAGAGAAAAUGCUUGUCAUCAAGGCUGAGAAGAAGAUUAUUAAUGGUGAUGAAAAUGAUGAUGAUCAUAAUGAUGAAUGGCCAGCAAGGAGUUUUGGAAAGUAUAAUAGUAGGAUAGCAUUGCCAGAGAGUGUUGAUGUGGAGAAGAUAAAGGCUGAGGUCAAGGAUGGUGUGCUUUAUGUUACUAUUCCUAAAUCUUUGUCUUCUAGUAAUGUUUUUGAUAUUCCUGUCCUGUGAUGCAUAUUAUUAUGUUUUGUAUUGAGGAAAAUGUUUGAGGAAUUGUAACUAUUAUUCUCUCUUUUCUUCAACCAAUGGUGAUUUUCUUUUUUAA